Messenger RNA from Coffea eugenioides, 1838 nucleotides. RefSeq names its product UDP-glucuronate 4-epimerase 1. NCBI's taxonomy places the organism in Eukaryota, Viridiplantae, Streptophyta, Magnoliopsida, Gentianales, Rubiaceae. The transcript has a single exon. The record is from RefSeq and is a predicted model, not a curated record. Bases 206 to 1507 code for a protein of 433 amino acids.
CCCUCCUUAGCAGGUGCAGGCCUUUCUUCUCCGCCAUCUCUGCAUCUGUUAAAAAUUUUUGGCUUUUUUUUUUCAAGAAAAUACAAUAAUCCCAUAUUCACUUCCAUUUCUCUUGAUUCCAGCAAAAAUAUUUCGAGAAAAAAAAAUCUUUUUCUGCCACUAUAUUCCUGUUGAUAACAAAUAAAUAGUUAGCAAGAAACAAAUAAUGCCGUCAUUGGAGGAAGAACUUUUCCCAUCAACGCCGGGGAAGUUCAAGGAUAGAGGAGGAGCCCAUAGCAUGAACCGGCAGUUCUACAGAUGUUUCGCUUCGACGAGUACCAUGUUCUUAUGGGCUCUUUUCUUGAUUGCUCUGACUGCGUCGUACUUGAGUUUCCAAUCUUUCGUGGACUCCGGCUCCCGUUAUUUCUCCUCCGCUUGGGGUGGCCACCAUUGGGAGAAACAAGUUAAGAGCUCUGCCCAGAUCCACCGGGCCAACGGGUUUUCCGUUCUCGUCACAGGUGCAGCCGGUUUCGUCGGGUCCCACGUCUCCCUCGCUUUAAAGAAACGGGGAGACGGCGUCGUUGGGUUCGACAACUUCAACAACUACUACGACCCGUCGUUGAAGAAGGCCAGAAAAGCGCUUUUAAACUCGCACAACGUUUUUAUCGUGGAGGGAGAUGUAAACGACGCUAAGUUGAUAGCGAAGCUCUUCGACAUUGUGGAGUUUACCCACGUGAUGCAUUUGGCGGCUCAAGCCGGCGUCCGAUACGCCAUGGAGAAUCCUCAUUCUUAUGUUCAUAGCAAUAUAGCCGGCUUGGUCACCCUUUUAGAGGCUUGCAAGAACGCCGAUCCUCAGCCGGCUAUUGUUUGGGCCAGCUCCAGUUCUGUUUACGGGUUGAAUGAAGACGUUCCGUUUUCCGAAUCGGAUCGUACUGACAGACCCGCUUCUCUCUACGCCGCAACCAAGAAGUCCGGUGAAGCUAUUACGCACACGUACAAUCAUAUCUACGGGUUGAGCAUUACCGGGUUGAGGUUUUUCACGGUUUACGGGCCCUGGGGAAGACCCGACAUGGCGUACUUCUCUUUUACCAAGGGUAUCCUGCAAGGUAAACCGAUUACGAUCUACCGGGGCAAGAACCGGGUCGACUUGGCCCGGGACUUUACGUACAUUGAUGACGUGGUGAAAGGGUGCGUGGCGUCGUUGGACACUGCCAAGAAGAGUACCGGGUCGGGUGGAAAGAAACGGGGCCCGGCUCAGUAUCGGAUCUUCAACUUGGGGAACACGUCGCCGGUGACGGUGCCGAUGAUGGUGGGGAUACUGGAGAGGCAUCUCAAGGUUAAGGCUAAGAAGAAUUACGUGGAUAUGCCUGGAAACGGUGACGUUCCGUUCACUCAUGCGAAUAUAAGCUUGGCCCGGAGAGAACUCGGGUAUAAGCCCACAACCGAUUUACAAACCGGGUUGAAGAAAUUUGUUAAGUGGUAUCUCGCAUUUUACGGCCACAAUCAUGGCAAGUCUGUAAAGCUAUGACAGGAGUAAAAUUCUUUUCAAUUUUUUUUUUUGGAAAAAUUUUCCUGCUGUAUUGUAGUUUUUUUUUUUUUUUUACCUCCUUUUUAAUUCUUCUUGUCACGGGAAGAAGAAAGGAAUGGAAAUGGAUAAUCCAUGUAAGCAGGAUAAAAGGAAAAGAAAGAAAAGAAAAGAUGAAUAGUAGUUACGUUAUUCUUUUCUUGAGGAAGAGGAGAGGUGAAGAUUGACUCCUUUUUCCUCGGUUAGAGCUGCCGGUACUUUUUCUCUGUUUUUUUUUCCCUCUGUAAAGGAUAACAAAUUUCACAUUUUGGCUGGCCCAGAUUUUGCUUUUUGA